AAACGACUCCCCGUUUCCUCCUUUCACGAACAGGGCAGUCAGCUGUCUGUCGGCCACGGUUUAAAUUUCUUCUUAUCAGUUUACUAUAGGACGACAUUGGACCUUAUCAUGUCUUCUAACAAUAUGGCAGACCCGAGGAGGCAAAAUAAGAUUUUAAGGUACAAGCCCCCCAGCACAGAGACCAAUCCAACACUGGAGGACCCCACUCCCGACUACAUGAACCUGCUCGGCAUGAUCUUCAGCAUGUGUGGGCUGAUGCUCAAGCUGAAGUGGUGCGCCUGGAUCGCGGUCUACUGCUCUUUCAUCAGCUUUGCAAACUCCAGAAGCUCAGAGGACACCAAACAGAUGAUGAGCAGCUUCAUGUUGUCCAUCUCAGCAGUUGUGAUGUCAUACCUCCAGAACCCACAGCCGAUGUCGCCGCCAUGGUAACCGAGGGUCAGUCUCGGAGAAGAGCAGAAGCUGGAGUGGGUGACAAGACAACUGACUGAUCCCCCUGGCCAUGUAUAAGGAAAAACAGAGAUGGAGAGGAGGAUAAUGUGAUCGAAAGAGAAGAAUGGAGGGAAAACAGAUGACCAGGAAAGGUGGACAGUUAGGAGGACACGGCGUCAAGAUGGAAAGAUCAGCUGUCUUUGACUUUGUUCUCAGAUUUCUCUGUUUUUAACCUUUUCUACAUCUUUUGUUUGUUGAUGAAAACGUUUAAAUUGGACUGCUGGGCUGAACUGCUGCCUCAUGUCGUUAAUAAAGCUGUAUGGUGUAAAGUGA
Acanthochromis polyacanthus (spiny chromis) is the source of this 762-nucleotide messenger RNA. RefSeq names its product WD repeat domain 83 opposite strand (gene wdr83os). The record is from RefSeq and is a predicted model, not a curated record. Gene Ontology annotation, cellular component: endoplasmic reticulum membrane. Gene Ontology annotation, molecular function: protein folding chaperone. NCBI's taxonomy places the organism in Eukaryota, Metazoa, Chordata, Actinopteri, Pomacentridae. The coding region runs from base 109 to 429 and encodes 106 amino acids. Gene Ontology annotation, biological process: protein insertion into ER membrane. The transcript has 4 exons.